GCCUCCGCUCUUCGCUGUUUGGGCUGGGGGGAGCACGGGGCGCUUUGCUCCGGCAGCGCCUCGCUGGUUUUCUUAGGUAGUUCAGCCCCGCUGUCCCCAAGGAAGCGUUCGGGCACCUCUAUUUCUGUCACUACGAAGUCGGCGGGGGAGUUUUUGAUGGUGCCGCGGAAGCCGGUGUGUUCGGUCAGGAGCUGAGGAUGGGCGAGCCCGUGACGGCUUCUACGCUCGUCCGCUGCCUGAGCUACGGGCUCGUGAGGCGGCUGGCGGACUACAUCGACCCGCAGGAGGGCUGGAGGAGGCUCGCCAUGGAUAUAACAAAUCCGUCCGGUGAAGGCAGAUACAGCCAGAUGCAUAUAAGGAGAUUUGAGGCAUUUGUACAAAUGGGAAAGAGUCCUACAUGUGAGUUGCUUUUUGACUGGGGAACAACAAACUGUACAGUUGCUGAUCUUGUGGAUCUGCUGAUUAGAAAUCAAUUCCUAGCACCAGCAAGCCUGUUGCUUCAAGAACCUGUAAGGAUGCCACAAGAAGUUACAUUACCUCUUUCUUCACAGGAAACUUUGCCUAUACAUGAGAAACAACUACCUGUACAGGAAAAAGAAGCAGCAUCUAUAAAGCCUGUUUUAGCUCAGGGUACUGAGAAGCAACAUUCAGAUCCUUCCCACUUAAGUCAAAAACCCAGCAGUUCACAGUCCAGUAACACAGAUUUCCAUAAUUUUUUGUUUCAUGACUUGGAAAACAUUACAAAUAAUUUUGAUGCCCGACCAGAAUCAUCUGGAGGUAAUAAACUGGGAGAAGGCGGCUUUGGUGUUGUAUUCAAAGGCUUCAUCAAUGGCAGAAAUGUGGCUGUCAAGAAGCUCGUUGCUAUGGUCGAUGUUAGUGUUCAGGACUUGAAGCAGCAAUUUGAACAAGAAAUAAACAUGAUGGCAAAGUGUCAGCAUGAAAAUCUAGUAGAAUUACUUGGUUUCUCAAGUGAUGGUGCUCAGCCUUGUCUGGUGUAUGAAUACAUGCCCAAUGGUUCAUUGCUUGACAGACUUGCUUGUCUGAAUGACACUCCACCAAUUUCUUGGAAUACAAGAUGUAAAAUUGUUCAAGGUACAGCAAAUGGCAUCAACUUUUUGCAUGAAAAUAAUCAUAUUCACAGAGAUAUUAAAAGUGCAAAUAUCUUAUUAACUGAUACAUACAUACCCAAAAUUUCUGACUUUGGCCUUGCAAGAGCAUCUGUAACGUUCACACAGACAGUCAUGACUGAAAGAAUUGUUGGAACAGCAGCCUAUAUGGCGCCUGAAGCUCUGCGAGGAGAGAUAACACCUAAAUCUGAUGUCUUCAGUUUUGGAGUAGUCUUACUGGAAAUAAUAACGGGUCUCCCUCCAGUAGAUGAAAGCCGAGAGCCACAGUUACUGUUAAGUAUAAAAGAUGAAAUUGAGGAUGAGGAAGCAACUAUUGAGGAUUAUGUUGAUGAAAAGAUGAGUGACUGGGAUGUACCUUCAGUUCAUAAAAUGUAUUCAAUUGCUGAUCGGUGUCUGAAUGACAAAAAAAACAGAAGGCCAGACAUUAAGAUGAUCCAACAGCAUCUCCAAGAGAUUAAAACUUGACAUGUGUUUCUUCUGAUACACAAAUGUUUUUGUAAUGGAGUAGACACCAGUAGCAAAUAUUUAAUUAGCAAUUAAUGUGGCAUUAUCAGCUUUUCUGCUUUCCAGAACUUUCUGGACACAAGUAAGAUUGUGCUGUUGGCCUGUCCUCUUUGAGUUAACUGAGCAGCCCUUUCACAUAUCCUUAGCCACUGGGCCCUUCACAUGAGAACUUCUUCUGUGUUAACAAAUUGCAUCAUCUUCUCCACAGCUUUUUAAAUGCACUUCCAUAUUGGAAUCGAUUUGAUUCUUUUUAUUUCCAAGUUUCAAGUAUGUCUUCUACAAAGGGCAGACUUUGUAACAGGGCAGAAUGUUUUUUUUCUGCAAAUUGCUUUCUUGAUCAGGUGUACUAGAUGUUCUUCUACUGAAGACAAAACCAUAUAAUAGCUAUAAAUGGGGCUUAGUGUUGUCUUUUUGGGAAAAGACAAUAGCAUUACCCAUUUAGAACAAACUUCUAUUUAGGAUUUUAACUUGAGAGUCCAUAUGAGCACGAAUGGUCUGGUAGUGUUAGUGAAUGUGACUAUAUUUCAAAAAGUCUUCUUGGCAUUAGUAUUUAGUCAAAUAAAUACUGCAAGACAUUUUCUAGGUUGUUUUUUGAUUUCAGUGAUUCCUGAGCAAAAUAAUAAUCUUGCAGUGCAAAUGUAUUUGCACUUGCAAAUGCUUUCUUACAGUGAACUCUGUGAUGACAAACCAUUCCAUUUUUAUUCAUAGGAAGACUCUUAGCUACUUUGACUAUUUUAGGAGAGGAUUGAGUAUUUUAGUAUUUUAGGAGAGGAUUCCCUAUGGAUUAUAAAAACAGUUGAUUUCUUUUGUUAAAGUGGUUGGAAUUACGCUGUUAAGACCAAUUGUGCAUUUUCCCUAGUCAAAUAAUUAAGCUAUUUUUAAUAUACAUAUGCACACAUAUUAAUUAAAUAUUAAAAUACAUUUCUAAAAAUGGAAAGCUUUUUAAAAUAGGAACAUGGACAGAUCAAAGCAGACUAAAAAUGGAAUGAAAGUGACUAGUAAGAUUCCAGAUACUUUGGACCAAGUAUGAAAAUGAUACAAUUGAAAUAAAAGAUAAUAUUUUAUAUAAACCCAUUUUGCACCUCAUGGACUUUCUUGACAGCUCAGGGAUAGGAAAAUAGUCUGGCCUACAAUUAAAUUUGAAAUUCCAUGAUUAUCAAAGAUGUGACUGUAUUCAGGGAUAUAUAUCUCUUUGUAGAAAGCAUUUGAUUUCUAAUGUAUUUAUAUAAUGAAAUUUCUGGCUAUUAACUCAUUUUUGUAUUGCCUUUUCAAACUGAUAUCUUAAUGUGGAAAAAGGGAUCAACCUAAACUGCUUCUAGCAUUAUUGAGUAUACAUUGUAAAAAGCUGUUAACAUAAAUAAAAACUCUGCAUCACUGGAGAUGAUUCUUUCUGCUGUUAAAAUUUCUGAGCCUUGGAAAUAAUCAUCAUAUUCUGUUGCUUGCAUUUCUGUUAAUAACAUUAUGCUAACCUCACUUAAUGGAAUAAAGCUGUACAGCUCUGAACCAGGGCUUGUGGAGAAAAAAGCUGCUAUAAAGGUAAAUCACAGUAAAAUCUGAAGGCAUUUUUCAGUUUUAAACAUCUCCAGCUGUUAUGUGAAGGUUUCUUAUUAGAUCACGUCUGCUUUUACUGUUCCCUGGAGCUGCAAUACCUCUGUAGUGUUGUCCUGUAGUAACUCCCCCGUCAGCUCUGUUCACCUCUGGUGUGGUAGAACAUUUUUGUUCAUGCACCAACUGUGAUAGUCUUAACUAUUAGGAAAAUCUCAGCUACAAGCAUGUGAGUUCCUGUUCCGUCAUACUAGACUGUGACUAUUUGCAGUGCUGCUCUCAGCAACGAGGUUUUGGCAGUAGUUUUCCUUCCUUCACUGAAAAUGAAGCAUGUCAGCUACCGUUUCAUACAAUUAAAAAAAAGUUUUGAACUUGUUUAAUAUUAUUCUAGUGAGGAAUGAAAAUGUGAAGUGUUAAUUAGGUAAAACUAGUUAACCUAUGUGGUAACUAUAUUUUGUUUUAAAUACAUAUGGGGCAAGGAGAAGGAACUUCCCUUUCCCACCUCAGGGUUUUUUUUGAGGUCUUCAUACAGUAAAGCCAGCACCUAUAGACACAAAUGGGAUAAGAGUAGUCAACUUCUGUUUCCUUUGUUCCCUGGAAAAACAUUAAACUAUCCUAGAAUCCAUGAUUCUUUGUGUUAACUACUAUAGUAAAGCUUUCUAGGACACAAAUCAGUAACUUAAAGUCAUUCAAGCUAUUUGUGAGUAAGGGGAUGAUCUAGUUUCAUAGAACUGGAGGUGAGAGAAGUUGGGUACAGUUCCUGGUGGGUGAAGACAGCUCCACCUGGGAGGUGUUCUUGGGAGAGAGGGAGGCUAAUAUGGCUGGCCUAUAUCCUUUCUCAGUGGGGGAAGUGCCAUGGAGGGCAUUGGAGGAUCACUGUCCUCGGUGAAACAGCCAACCUUUUGCAGGUUAAGGAUCUGGAGAACAGUAACAUGAGUUAGUGACCUCUAGAAGGACGUAUGAAUGAAUGAAAAAAAGCAAGAGUGAUUUAUUGGAAUUCCAGGUAAGACUUUAGAAAACAACAGCAAGACGAAAGCAAAUGCUAAGGAUCCAAAGAAAGUUGUCUUUUUUAAAUAGAACCUGGUAGGAAGGGCAACAGUUCUCCCCUUAGAGCAGGAGGUAACAAUGGCUGUUGUGAGCCAGACCAGAGUUGUCUCCACAGCCCUGGGGCCAGAACGUGAGCCAUUAGUGGCUGCUGAGGAACAGAAGCAAGGACAGGAUACGUGUAUAGAGAUACUGCACUGGAAUAUUAUGGCUUUAGACAAUUUGCAGCUCAGUAACUCUGAAAAGGAAGUGAGGUCUUUGUUAGUUAAGACUAUUAAAUUUUCUUUGAUCAGUUUGUCCAGUUGCCUUUUGAGCCAACACACCUUUUACCAGACAUAGCGCUUCAUAUUACUAACGUGGUAAGUGCCUCAUCUUCAUACUUGGGUGGGCCAGCUUGGAGUUUAUUUACCACCCACUGACCAAAAGGCAAAUAAAGCUGCCUCUGUUUCUCCUGGUCACAUAGAGGCCUAGCCUCUUCCUUCCUCUUGCCUUGUACCUGCUCCUCUUACAGCUCUGGUUCUAUAUAGCAUUUUGCAUUAAAAUUAUCUCUGAAAUCCUA
Messenger RNA from Chiroxiphia lanceolata (lance-tailed manakin), 4779 nucleotides. RefSeq names its product interleukin 1 receptor associated kinase 4 (gene IRAK4). Gene Ontology annotation, biological process: protein phosphorylation; signal transduction. The record is from RefSeq and is a predicted model, not a curated record. The transcript is spliced from 12 exons. The coding region runs from base 198 to 1592 and encodes 464 amino acids. Gene Ontology annotation, molecular function: protein serine/threonine kinase activity; ATP binding; magnesium ion binding. Lineage: Eukaryota; Metazoa; Chordata; Aves; Passeriformes; Pipridae.